CUCUUUCUCUCUCCCCGUCCAAUUCUUUGACUCGGCGAAGCCAGAAACCCUAGGCCGAUACCGCCAUGGAUUUUCCGGGGGUUCGAACCAGUAAUCCCUUCAUCAAUCAGCGAUCAGGGUCAGGUACAAUCCUCAGGAUCCGUCUCGAGAAUUUCAUGUGCCAUAGUAACCUCCAGAUUGAGUUUGGGGAAUGGGUCAAUUUCAUCACCGGCCAAAACGGAAGUGGCAAGAGCGCAAUAUUGACUGCUCUAUGUAUUGCAUUUGGCUGUCGUGCUAAAGGCACUCAACGAGCUUCCACAUUGAAGGAUUUCAUAAAAACUGGAUGCAGCUAUGCUCUCGUUCAUGUCGAAGUGAAAAACCAAGGAGAUGAUGCUUUCAAAUCUGGAAUAUAUGGUGACAUGAUAAUUAUUGAACGCAGGAUAUCUGAGUCUACUAGUUCUACUGUUCUCAAGGAUAAACUAGGAAGAAAAGUCUCUAGCCGAAAGGAGGAGCUCCGGGAACUAGUUGAACAUUUUAACAUUGAUGUUGAGAAUCCAUGUGUCAUAAUGAGUCAAGACAAGAGUCGGGAAUUUCUGCAUUCUGGAAAUGACAAAGAUAAAUUCAAGUUCUUUUUCAAGGCGACCCUUCUUCAACAAGUGAACGAUCUUCUGCAAAGUAUAUAUGAACAUUUGAAUGCUGCAAAUGCGCUUGUCAGCGAAUUGGAAGAAACAAUCAAACCGAUAGAAAGGGAACUCAGUGAGUUGUGUGGAAAGAUAAAGAGCAUGGAACAAGUCGAGGAAAUUACUCAACAAUUGCAGCAAUUGAAAAAGAAAUUGGCUUGGUCGUGGGUAUACGAUGUGGACAGGCAGCUGAAAGAACAAAAUGAGAAGAUUGUGAAGCUUAAGGAACGUGUACCCACUUGCCAAGCUAAAAUUGAUUGGGAACUGAGAAAAGUGGAGUCUUUGAGGGAACGCCUUACCAAGAAGAAAUCUCAAGUUGCAAAGCUGAUGGAUGAAUCAACUGCAAUGAAGAGAGAGAUUGAGUGUUUGCGGCAGUCUGCCAAGAUGGCUGCACGAGAGAAGAUUACACUAGAAGAAGAAUACAACCACAAUUCCAAGAACGUUCAAAAGAUUAAGGACCGUGUUACGAGACUUGAGAAGCAAAUCAAAGAUAUCAAUGAACAAGCCAUGAGAAGCACACAGGCUGAAGAAUCUGAAAUAGAGGAAAAACUAAGACAUUUGGCGCAGGAGGUUGAGAAGGCUGAGUCAGUGCUUUCCAGAUUGAAAGACGAAGAGAACAUCAUAAUGGAAAAAACAUCAGCUGUACGGAAGGAGAUGGAACAAACAGAGGAUACGAUUAGAGAUCAUGAAAAGAGGCAGAGAGAGAUAAAAUUUCAAAUUAACGAGAUGAGGAAACAUCAGACAAAUAAGGUGACUGCAUUUGGCGGGGAUAGAGUCAUUAAUCUUCUGCAAGCAAUUGAGAGACAUCACCACAAAUUCAGAAGUCCACCCAUUGGUCCGAUUGGUGCCCACGUGAUGUUGGUCAAUGGUAAUAAAUGGGCUCCUGCAGUUGAACUAGCCGUUGGAAACCUUCUAAAUGCUUUCAUUGUGACCAAUCAUAAAGAUUCUCUUGCUUUGAGAGGUUGUGCAAGAGAAGCAAACUAUAACAACCUAAGAAUUAUCAUCUAUGACUUUUCAAGACCAAGGUUAAAUAUACCAAGCCACAUGCUUCCCCAAACAGAGCACCCGACUGUCCUGUCUGUCUUACAUUCUGAUAAUCCUACUGUUCUCAAUGUCUUGGUGGAUCUGAGUGGUGUCGAGAGACAAGUGCUUGCCGAGAAUUAUGAGGUUGGAAAGGCAAUUGCCUUUGAGAAAAGACUCUCAAAUCUGAAAGAAGUUUUCACUCUUGACGGAUACCGAAUGUAUUCUCGUGGUCCAGUUCAGACAACCCUUCCGCCUCGUCCUCGAAAACCUACACGACUUUGUGCUUCUUUCGAAGACCAAAUAAAGGAUCUUGAAAGAGAGGUCUUAAAAGAACAGAAUGAGAUGCAUCAAUGCACGAGACAGAAGAGGGAUGCGAAAGAGAACCUAGAGGACCUUGAAUUGAAUUUUCGCAGACUGAAGAACCAACGUACCCAAGUAGAGAAAGAGUUGAUGACAAAGGAACUCGAAAUGCGGGAUCUGAAGAAUUCAGUCGCUGCUGAAGUCAAAACAUCACCUACUUCAAGUGUUAAUGAGCUUCAUCUAGAGACUAUUAAAGCCCAGGAGGAGCUAAUGGAGAAAGAAGCUGCUCUGGAAAAGCUUCAGAACCUCUUCAAAGAGGCUGAAAUAAAGGCCAAUGAACUUAGAUCUUCGUUUGAUAACUUAUGUGAGUCAGCAAAGGACGAAAUUAAUGCGUUUGAAGAGGCUGAAAAUGAAUUAAAGCGGAUAGAGAAAGAUCUACAAUCUGCAGAAGCGGAGAAGAUUCAUUACGAGAAGGUAAUGGAAAACAAGGUCCUACCCGAUAUUAAAGGGGCAGAGGCUGAAAAUGAAGAGCUUGCAAAGAAGAGAAGGGAGAGUCAAGGAAAGGCAUCCAUCAUUUGUCCUGAGUGUGAAAUAGAAUCUUUGGGUCAAUGGGAUGGGAGCACUCCUGAGCAACUUAGUGCUCAAAUUAACAGAAUGAGCCAGCGGCUUCAGCAAGAGAAUCAACGGUAUUCUGAAUCAAUCGAUGACCUGAGGAUGAUAUACGAGAAGAAAGAACGGAAGAUUGUGAAUAAACGCAAAUCUUACCAGGGCUUUCGAGCAAAACUCAAGGCCUGCGAAAAUGCUCUAAAUUUGCGAUGGAGCAAGUUCCAAAGGAAUGCAUCACUUCUGAAGCGUCAGUUAACUUGGCAAUUCAAUCAUCAUCUGGGAAAGAAAGGUAUCAGUGGACAGAUCAAAGUCAGUUAUGAAGAAAAAACGUUGUCCAUAGAGGUAAAGAUGCCUCAGGACGCUUCAAGCAAUAUUGUUCGAGAUACUAAAGGGCUUUCAGGUGGAGAACGCUCUUUCUCAACUCUGUGUUUUGCAUUGGCUCUUCACGAGAUGACAGAUGCUCCAUUUCGAGCGAUGGACGAGUUUGACGUGUUUAUGGAUGCCGUCAGCAGGAAAAUCAGCUUGGACGCUUUGGUAGAUUUUGCUUUAGCACAAGGAUCUCAAUGGAUCUUCAUCACCCCUCAUGAUAUCAGCAUGGUAAAGUCACAUGAGAGGAUAAAGAAGCAACAGAUGGCAGCACCUCGUUCUUGAGUAAACCUCCCUGGAGGAAGGAGGUCAGGAAAAAACUCUUUCCUACUUCCUGUUGCUGUAAUAUAUCUCUCGCGAGGUAAAACAACCAAGCCUGCUUCUUCUUGAUCACAUGCCCAUGACCGUGUCUCUUUCUUGCUAUGUUAUUCAGACCAGGACUUCCUCAGUUUUCUAGCAUAUAUAGCACUGAAGUUAAACACCAAAGCAGUUACUGCAAGUACGGAAGACACAAGAAAACAGGUCCUGAUGCAUCUCCAAGGCAUUUAGAUUCAUGCCCCAAGAGGUUUAGAACCGAGGGUAUGUAUCAGUUUAUGUAAUUUGAUUCGAUUCGAAUGUUUAUAAUGAUCUGAACCUCAGUUCGAUUGGAUUGUUUCAGUGUCUUAUGAGCUAAGAGUGAUGUUAGUCUUAUUCACUGUGUAUAUUUAGAUUUUUUGUAUUUAGACGGUCAGUCUGUGAGCUUGUACAUUAAGAGUUUUCAUCUACUUGGAUUUAGGUUUGGAGCUGCUCACCUUUUCCUUCA
This is a messenger RNA of Tarenaya hassleriana, 3756 nucleotides long. RefSeq names its product structural maintenance of chromosomes protein 6B-like. Gene Ontology annotation, molecular function: ATP hydrolysis activity; single-stranded DNA binding; damaged DNA binding. Bases 66 to 3239 code for a protein of 1057 amino acids. The transcript is spliced from 29 exons. Lineage: Eukaryota; Viridiplantae; Streptophyta; Magnoliopsida; Brassicales; Cleomaceae. Gene Ontology annotation, cellular component: Smc5-Smc6 complex; site of double-strand break; chromosome. Gene Ontology annotation, biological process: chromosome organization; double-strand break repair via homologous recombination. The record is from RefSeq and is a predicted model, not a curated record.